Siniperca chuatsi (mandarin fish) is the source of this 1760-nucleotide messenger RNA. RefSeq names its product integral membrane protein 2Bb (gene itm2bb). The coding region runs from base 150 to 968 and encodes 272 amino acids. The transcript has 7 exons. The record is from RefSeq and is a predicted model, not a curated record. Gene Ontology annotation, molecular function: amyloid-beta binding. Lineage: Eukaryota; Metazoa; Chordata; Actinopteri; Centrarchiformes; Sinipercidae. Gene Ontology annotation, biological process: negative regulation of amyloid precursor protein biosynthetic process. Gene Ontology annotation, cellular component: Golgi apparatus; extracellular exosome; plasma membrane.
CUUGACGCCGCUGCUCUCACAGCAGAUCAGACUUGGCCGGAGAGAAGUGCGUCCACUUUACUUCGGAGCAAAUCUUCUGUUUUGUUCUGUUUUACAGCUCCUUUAUCGUUAAUUUUUCCCGGUCGGAGUGUGUCGGCGUUUCUUCCAGGAUGGUUAAAGUGUCUUUUAACUCCGCUUUGGGACAGAAAGAUGUGAAAAAGGACGCCGAAACUCUUAUCCCCGAGGAGGACAAAGAUGCCGAGGCAGCCCUGCUGGUGCGUCAGCAGUCUCGGGCCUGGUGCUGGUGCAUGUGCCUGGGGCUCGCCCUCAUGCUGUCUGGAGUGGUGGUUGGAGGAGCGUACCUGUACCGCUACUACAUCCUGGAGGUGAGCAGGCAGCCCCAACGAGGGUGGGAAGAGGAGGGCCAGGUGUUUGUGUGCGGGGUGAACUACCGUGAGGAGGACUUCAUGAUGCGGGAGGAGGAGGAGGUGGAGGUGGAGCUGCCAAGCCAGUUCCACCUGCGGCAGCUGGAGGAGAGGAUCCAGGUGCUGGAGAGGGAGCAGGUGGAGCUCAUCAACGUCCCCGUGCCCGAGUUCGACGACGGAGACCCGGCAGACAUCGUCCACGACUUCCAGCGGAGGUUGACCGCCUACCUGGAUCUGAGUCUGAACAAGUGCUACGUCAUCCCGCUCAACACCUCCAUCGUCAUGCCCCCCAAAGACUUUUUGGAACUGCUCGUCAACGUCAAGGCCGGCACCUACCUGCCUCAGUCUUACCUGGUCCACGAGGAGAUGAUUGUGACCGAGCGCCUGGAGCAGGUCGACCAGCUCGGCUACUUCAUCUACAACCUCUGCCGCGGCAAAGACACCUACAAGCUGCAGCGCCGAGACAGGAUUCUGGGUAUGCAGAAGCGUGAAGCUCUGAACUGCCACAAGAUUCGCCACUUUGAGAGCCAGUUUGUGGUGGAAACUCUGAUCUGUGAGCCUUAAGAGACCUCGUCGCCUCACAACUGCUCUUAAAGUCACUGGCGUGCAGUGAGUUCUGCGUUUUUAAUCCUCACGUCUUUUUUUUCCUGUCCUUUACUUCAGGUAGUUUGAGUGAGUGAGAGGAGCGAAAUGUGAAACUGUUUGGUAAAUAUUCAUUGAUUGUGAAAAUUAAAAAAAGGUUAAGAGUUGUGUAUUUUUCCACUUUCUGUGCGGGGAUCUUCUCGGAAACGUUAUCUUUUCAGAAAAUAACUAGCUUAAAGUCAGCUCGGUAUAAAUAAGUAAAUUAUUUUAAUCAAAAAUAACUGCAAUUACAGCAUGAACAUUAAUCUUGAUAGACGGGGGUAAAUUUAGUUUGCCUUUCUUUCAGUUCAAACAUAAGAUUUCAAGAGAAAGGGCAACGUUUGUACCACUCUUUCUGUUUUUUAAACAGAUCAGUCCACGUGACUUUAUUUUGUAUUUUGUCUGCUGUAGCUAUUAAUACACUGCACCUGUUCUUUCUUAAGUGGAAAAUGAUCUUAAAAUAAGAGUGUGGACAUGUGCUUCUCAAUGUUAAUCUUUAAAAGGAAGUCUGUAAAAGUAUUCAACAAGAAAAGCAAAAGAAAUGUAAGAAUAAAAUCAUCAGAAGAGAGAGUUCACAGGAAGACAAGCUUAUGUUGAAAUCUUUUUCUCAAGGGUUUUCUGUCUUUUUUUGAAUGUGUAAUAUUUUUUUUUUGGAUAACUCUUGUACUAAUUUGUGUAUAUAAUCUCUAAAGAUAUGAACAGACCAACACAAUAAACAAAAUAGAAAAAACAAAA